UAAUUAUUAACAAAAUGAGUAUUGCUGAAAUGCUACAAUCAAAACCAAUUACAACUUGCAGAGUUGUAAGACUUUCUAAUCUGGGUUACGGAGAAAUAGAUCCAAAUUUUAUUGUCGAAUAUUAUAAUAAGUUAGACAAUAUGUGGUUCGUAUUCAAUUCAGAAAGUGGUUGGACUGUACUUAAGUACAAUAAAAGCUAUGAUAAUCCUAUAAUCUUUAAUGGUUGGAAAGAAUUACUUGAACUUCAUGGAUUGCCUAAUAACAUUGAACUUGAAUUAGACUAUUAUGGUGGAAACUGUUUUGGAAUCAAAUCUUUUAAGGAACCUAUUGUUGAAACUGAUAUUUUGCCAUUUCACAGUCGUAGUAUAAUACCACAUGAAACUGUGUUUUUUGACAUUCCAUUGACUACUGAAAGUGUGAAGAACAAAAAUUUGAUUUUACCUAUGGACUUUGCAAGUUACUUGAUGGAUAAAAAGAUCAAAUUUAUUACCAUAUGCGGCGAUUAUCCCCACAAAGAACAUAUGAAGGUUGUUCAUUCUACCAAUCCCGUCAUAACAAAAUUGGGAAAUACCUGGAAAGAGCUGUGUCAAGAAAUUCCUUUCUGUGCUGGUGAUACAAUUCGUUUUAAGUUUGCGAUUAACGAUCCACACGAUCGAUGCCACAUGUGGAAGCUACCAGAAAUUACCAAUGCAUGAUCUUUGUUAUUUGCUAUGUUCUAUUGGUUCUCUUUAUCAAUUAAAAGUACUACUUAUUUGCCAACUUUUCGUUGAAUUUGGCAAUCAAAUAAUUUGUGUAUUUUUUUUCUUCUUUACUUUCUUUUAUUAUGGUGUUUUGUAUUAUCAUUUUUAAUUAAUGAA
This is a messenger RNA of Trifolium pratense (red clover), 857 nucleotides long. RefSeq lists its product as uncharacterized. The transcript has 3 exons. The record is from RefSeq and is a predicted model, not a curated record. Lineage: Eukaryota; Viridiplantae; Streptophyta; Magnoliopsida; Fabales; Fabaceae. Bases 15 to 695 code for a protein of 226 amino acids.